Haliotis rubra (blacklip abalone) is the source of this 1488-nucleotide messenger RNA. RefSeq names its product sentrin-specific protease 8-like. The transcript has 6 exons. Gene Ontology annotation, biological process: proteolysis. Lineage: Eukaryota; Metazoa; Mollusca; Gastropoda; Lepetellida; Haliotidae. The coding region runs from base 33 to 692 and encodes 219 amino acids. Gene Ontology annotation, molecular function: deNEDDylase activity; cysteine-type peptidase activity. The record is from RefSeq and is a predicted model, not a curated record.
AACGGAAGUGAUGUCACAUAUGCAGUGUGACCAUGGCUGAAGACGACGAUGCGAUAGUUCUUAGUUUUAAUGACAGUCUCAUACGACAAGGAGACCUCCGACUUCUAGAAGACCCGGGUUGGCUAAAUGAUAAACUAAUAGGCUUCUGUUUUGAGUACUAUGAAAGAGAACAGUUCAACCAUUCUGCUGAUCGCCUGUGUUUCAUCUCACCAUCCUUCACUCAGCUACUGAAGCUGUCUCCAGUUGAGGAGCUUGUUGUUUUACUUGAGCCUCUAGGCCUUCCAUCCAAACAGUUUGUAUUUCUGGCUGUCAACGACAAUUCCUCAUGUGAUCAAGUUGGAGGAUCUCACUGGAGUCUUCUUGUGUAUGUGCGUAGCACCCAAGAGUUCCGUCAUUAUGAUUCAGCCAACCACAGUAACGAGUCUGUUGCCAAAAAACUGGCUUACAGAUUACAGCCUCAUGUACAUGCUCCUUAUGGAAGGAUGAAGUUUGUGGAAAUGGACUGUCCUCAACAGAAGAAUGGGCAUGACUGUGGAAUGUAUGUGAUCUCAGUGUCUGAACACCUCUGUAAGGAGUUCUGUGAGUUUGCUGGCAUCCCACUGGCUGAUGCUGUGACUGUCAAUUCCAUCUCCAACAAACGGUCAAGCCUCAAGGAUCUUAUUCUUACUCUUGCUAAAGAGCCCAGCAGUUGACCUUGCUUCACAGAUACAGGGAUCAGUAUGUAGGGGGACCUCAUUUUCGUGGAGGUUGCGCUGUGUGACAACGAACAAUGGCUGACCCUGAAAGAUGUGGCCAUCUCCACCAGGAGCUGCUGUUGCAUUAUGGGAUGAGGGAAUAAUGUUUGGAAUGUUGAGACAGUUGUUAUAUUUAAUCAUACUGUAUAUUUGCAGAAAGUGGAUGUUAGUAUUACUCUGUGUGAAGUUUGAACUUAAACAUGAAUUAUGGUUGUUGUAAAACAAGACUGGAAAAAAUGGGUACAUUCUCACAAUGUAACAUUUUUUAUCGUUUUGAUUUAUUAUCAGUGUACGGUUUUACUAUGAAAAUACUAGUACUAUAUACCAUGAUAACAGUAUAUGAUCAAGUAUUGAUUGCAGUUGUUCUCAAGUAUACGAAGACAAGUCAUCUAUUUGUAUUUGGUAGCUGUGUAUGAGUGAGGAUGAUUGUGAUGAGAUCGGUAACAGCUCGUAGAAGAAGAGAAACCAGGAAAUGUGGAAUGUGUUUUACACAUACGUAAUUGCUUCAUGUAAAUGUUUACAAUAUUUGGAGCAUUGUUGUUAUCAGUUGUUCCCUUUCAUAGACGAUAAAGGAGGGAUAUUGGACAUAUUUGAUGUACAUUGUUCUAAGUUCUGUAAUUCUCUGUCCAGAGUUGUCUCCCAUGGCUGCCAGGAUCUGCUAUCUCAACAUGACAACCAACAUUAGGCACAAUCAUGAUCCUUGGUUUGAUUACUCCUAUGGUUUGACCAAAGUCAGCUACGGCAUGUAUCGCUC